Molecule: messenger RNA, 1936 nt
Organism: Boleophthalmus pectinirostris (great blue-spotted mudskipper)
Lineage: Eukaryota; Metazoa; Chordata; Actinopteri; Gobiiformes; Gobiidae
Product: rho-related GTP-binding protein RhoA-A-like
Exons: 5
Coding region: 140-721 (193 amino acids)
Biological process (GO): cell migration; small GTPase-mediated signal transduction
Molecular function (GO): GTPase activity; GTP binding
Source: RefSeq, a predicted model, not a curated record
AAUAAUUUGUCAAAUGAACCAUAGACGGUCUAUGAAACGAACACAUCUUCAACUGACGUAGCCACGCACGCGUACGUACGGUAGGAGGAGCUUGAAAGUCGUUCAGGAAGAAGAGAAAGGCGGCGGCGGACAUAUCACGAUGGCUGCCAUCAGGAAGAAAUUAGUAAUAGUUGGAGAUGGAGCAUGUGGCAAGACCUGUUUGCUUAUAGUCUUCAGUAAAGACCAGUUCCCUGAGGUCUACGUCCCCACUGUGUUUGAGAACUAUGUGGCAGACAUCGAAGUAGAUGGGAAACAGGUGGAGUUAGCUUUGUGGGAUACAGCUGGUCAAGAGGACUAUGACAGAUUGAGACCACUCUCCUAUCCUGACACAGAUGUCAUUCUGAUGUGCUUCUCUGUUGACAGCCCUGACAGUUUAGAAAAUAUUCCAGAGAAGUGGACCCCUGAGGUAAAACAUUUUUGUCCAAACGUUCCAAUUAUUCUUGUGGGUAACAAAAAAGAUCUGCGUAAUGAUGAACAUACCAGGCGAGAGCUUGCCAAAAUGAAACAGGAGCCAGUCAAACUGGAGGAUGGCAGAGAGAUGGCCACCCGCAUUGGUGCUCAUGGUUACCAGGAGUGUUCCGCCAAAACCAAAGAAGGCGUCAGGGAAGUCUUUGAAUUGGCAACUAGAGCAGCCCUUGUGUCUAAGAAACGCAACAAGAAGAAUGCCUGCAAUCUGUUAUAAGGAGAAGAUGGGACUGCUCUCAAGCACAAACACAAGGACAACCUAAAGUUUAUGAUGUUUUGAGGAGAACCCUGCCCAAUCUCUUAUCACCCAGUUAACCUCAGAAUGUUCAUGCAGGUUUUAAAUGAUUUAAUAAGCUUAUACAUCAUGGCUUAUAAUAGAUUGAUAAAAGUAGAUUUUGUGCCAAUUUGCAUCUACCAAAACUUGUAGAUCUCUGCGUAUGUGACACAAGUUGGUAGUGGGUGAUUAGAAGUUGUUAUAAAUAAGGGUUUAUGUGUGCCAUGAUGGGAAUGAAGAUUAACGGUCCUCACCAGGCCAAGACAAUGGGGACCUAAAUAACAGAAAAAAGGGGGUUUAAUAACUCAAUAAGUGUAUCUUACACAAUGUCGCCUAUAUGUAGUGCCUUGAGUGCAGUGUCAGAAAGUUAACGUUAGGGACUCAUGAUUACAAGUGGGGUAUUUUUUCACUUCAGUGUCUAUGAAAGUUAUACGAGUGCUUUCUCCUUAUUAUUGACUUGGCUCCCACAGGUCCAUGUUCUGACUCAGGCGCAGUACAGGGGUGUCCCUAAAGUGGAUUGUAUGACAUGUUUCUUCCCAUGUUUAAAUAAUUGCAUAUACUUACAAUAGGCGAGUGGGUGUUGUAUGAUUGUUUUCUCUGGUGCAGGUCAGCAUGCAGUGAAUGUGAGGUGAUAUUUUGUGUGUAUUAACAAAUUGUCCAUGUUCGGUAUGCAUGGAAAGCCUUUGGCACUCCCUGUGUUCAUCCCAAAGUUACCCAAAUGGCCCAGUUUGAGGUCAUGGCUUUACAGUUUCCUCAGUGAUGAACAUAUACUUUACUGAAUGGCCAGCGGCACAGACAGGUUUAUGAGAUUUGAGGACCUUUUGAGCAUACAAGUGAUUGGUUGUGUAAAUGUGUAAGACCAUAAGUGAUGUAGUUGAUGAAUAUUCCUUUUAAUUUAGGCAUAUCUUAUAAUUCUGUAUGGAAUGUCUUACAAGGCCUUGUAAGGACAUGUUUAUGUGUUUCAAGUCUGCCUUUUAUUCUACUUUCCAUUGCCCCUUUAAACUGUAAUUGUGUAAUUAUCACUUUAUAUGGUUGAUGUUUCUAAUCUUAGUAUAAUUUAAUCAUUUUAACUAAUCCUGCUGUUAUGAUAAUUUUGUGUCUUCUAAAUGAUUACAUGUAACCUUAAUAGCCUAUUAAACAUUGCUAAUUAAACAUCAA